Messenger RNA from Striga asiatica, 1416 nucleotides. The record is from the annotation of a GenBank genome assembly. NCBI's taxonomy places the organism in Eukaryota, Viridiplantae, Streptophyta, Magnoliopsida, Lamiales, Orobanchaceae.
AAACGCGUGAGUGUAUUGAAGUGUUGUUUUGAUUUGCAGCAAAUUGGAGUUGAAUUUUUGCUAAUGUAUUGAAUCCUUGUAAUGAUGAAAACUGAUUUAUGAAUGCUGCUGACGAAAUUGAUUAUCGUAUUUGAAUUGUUUUAUCUUUGAGGGUCUUGCAUCAGCACAAGUAGGAAGACAAUCUAAAAAUGGCUUCUGAGAGGGAGAUCUUCAGCAUCAGUGGACCAACAUUUCUGACUGCUAUUGAUUGCCUUGUCCAAGGCGCGUACACUCUCGAACGCGACCGGCGGCAAAACCGGCAAGGCCCACACGCUCUGGCCCCGCCUUGGUGGCAGUUUUUCAAUUUCCGACUAGUCCAAGUACUUGUGGAUGAUCACGAUGUCUCCAUCUUUGGAGCAGUUUAUGAGUUCAAUUUCCAAUAUCCAUACCAUAACUACUACUUAGGCCAUAGGCCUCCACAAUACGUAAUCGCCUUCCGGGGCACUAUCAACAAGGCCGGAAACAGAGAACAGGAUUUCAAGCUCAAUUUUCACUGCAUCUUCAACAAUCUCCACAACAGCACGCGUUUUCAAAUCAGCUAUAAAUCGGUCAGUGAGGUUGUCCAGAGGGUUGGUCCAGGUAACAUAUGGGUGGCAGGACAUUCCCUAGGAUCAUCAAUAGCAUUGGUGAUAGGAAGGGAGAUGGUGAAGACCGGAAUCCACCUCGAGACCUACCUUUUCAACCCUCCAUUUGUGUCCCCUCCGAUUGGACGGAUAACAAAUGAGAAACUAAAGCUCGGCCUCAGACUGGCAAGCAGCGUUCUAACAGUUGGGCUAGUCGCAGCUGUUAAGUCCCAAGAAAAAGACCUGUUUACCUUGCUAUCCACUUGGAUACCCUAUUUGUUUAUAAAUCCGGAAGACCCUAUUUGUUCCGAGUACUUGGGCUAUUUCCAGCACAGGGAGGAUAUGGAGUCUAUUGGCGCUGGGAAAAUUGGGAGGCUGGCCACAAAGCACUCAAUUGGGAGCAUAUUUAAAGGGAAGGAUGGUGAGGCUGUGCAUCUGCUGCCUUGUGCUUACUUGAGUGUCAAUUUGUGCACUUAUGAGAGUUUUAAGGAGGCUCAUGGGAUUCAUCAGUGGUGGAGGCCUGAUUUGGAACUCAAGUAUAAGUUGCAUCAAUAUAAGUAGGAGAGUACAAAAAGAUAAUGGUUUCUCUUUCAUUCCUUUAUCUUUUGUGUGGUUUUUAAGGUUGAAGGUUUGAUGUUGUGGGUUUAUGUGAUGUUGUUAAUCAUUGUAAAUUGUAAUACGUUAAACAGGGCAUAACAAAGUUUGCCCAGUUCGUUGCCUUGAGCUUAAAUUAUUUCUUAGUUGUUUUUUCUUUUUCAAAAAAGGUGUGUUAUUAUUAAAUAUAUUGUAGAAUGCCUUUGUGGUAAAGUGGUUG